Molecule: messenger RNA, 323 nt
Organism: Clunio marinus
Lineage: Eukaryota; Metazoa; Arthropoda; Insecta; Diptera; Chironomidae
Source: the annotation of a GenBank genome assembly
AUGGAACGAAGCUCAAUAGAUGUCAAAAGUUGUCUUCUGAGAAUGAUAUGCGAAGCUCAAAAUUUCUUACUCCCUCCGGGCUAUUCGAUGUUUCAAGAUAUGCUUAGAAUCGUUUUCACUGUUCCCAUAAGAGAUGACUUGAAAGACGAUUAUAGCAAUGCAAUGCGCGAAGCAAAAGAUCAAGAUUGCUUCAAAGUUUAUAGCGAGAGAUGUCCCAUAAGUAUCUUAGCAUUUCUACUUUAUUCAAAGCAUUGAUAUUAUAAAAAAUAUUGGAAAUUUAAUCACGAUAGAAGAUACAAAACUGCCACUGAUGAUGACACAAC